AUGACGGCGAAUCGAGAUCAGGACGUGCCUUCUAUCGGCAGCACCACCACUACCAACGCCGUUCCGUCGAACCUCUCGACACCCGCCAUUAGCGUUCAAAUGAAUGGCGACUUGGAGAAGGGAUCUCCCCAGACAGAUCAGCAGGAUAUGGCGGAACUCAACGCCUCGGAGUCACAAGAGGGUCGUCCCCAGCCCACGGAGAAACCCAUCGUGCCCCCUUCAGGACCGUCAGCGGGUUCGGCUCCAGGCCCGCCACCAGAUGGAGGACUUAAAGCAUGGAUAACUGUGCUGGGAGCUUUCUGUGGCUUAUUCGUCAGCUUUGGAUGGAUCAACUGUAUCGGUGUUUUCCAAACUUACUAUGAGAGCCACCAGUUGAGUGGCAUGUCCCCAAGUACAGUGGCCUGGAUCACCUCGCUCGAGACCUUCGUCAUGUUCUUCGCCGGUCCGCUCUUCGGUAUUCUCUUCGAUAACUAUGGCCCACGCUGGAUCCUGCUUGCUGGAACGUUCCUCCACGUCUUUGGCCUCAUGAUGGCAUCUCUCUCGACAGAAUACUACCAAUUCAUUCUCGCACAAGGCAUCUGUAGUCCUCUUGGCGCAAGUGCCAUCUUCAAUGCCUCUGUCAACUCUGUCAGCGGCUGGUUCGCUAAACAUCGAGCCUUCGCGCUAGGUGUAACAGCCUCUGGAUCAAGCUUGGGUGGUGUCAUAUUCCCCAUCAUGGUGUCAAAACUGAUUCCACAGGUUGGUUUCCCGUGGGCAAUGCGCAUUUGCGCAUUUUUGAUCCUCUUCAUGCUAGGUAUCGCCAACUUGACUCUCAAGUCGAGGUUGAAGCCGCAGAAGAAGGUGUUCCACGUAAUGAAUUUCAUCCGACCACUUGGAGAUAUCAAGUUCGUCUUGACGGUUGGGGCAGCAUUUUUCUUCUUCUGGGGCAUGUUCUUGCCAUUCACAUUCGUGAUUACUUCUGGACAACGGUAUGGCAUGUCAGAGCACAUGUCGGAAUAUCUCAUUCCCAUCCUGAAUGCAGCAAGCAUCUUUGGUCGAACUCUUCCAGGAUAUCUCGCAGACCGUGUCGGCCGCUACAACGUGAUGAUCUUUUUCAGUUUCCUCUCCGGCAUCCUCGUCCUAGCCCUCUGGCUACCGUCCCGCAGCAACGCCCCGGUGAUUGUCUUCAGCGCUCUUUAUGGGUUCGGCUCAGGAGCUUUUGUCUCGCUCGCACCCGCACUGAUCGCACAGAUCUCCGACCUUCGCGAAGUUGGCGUUCGGAAUGGGACUUGCUUCUCCAUCAUCUCGUUGGCCGCAUUGACUGGUACACCUAUUGGUGGAGCAUUGGUUCCGAAUGUGCUGCAUGGCUCAUACACGAAGUUGCAGGUCUUCUGCGGUGUUGUGAUGAUUGCCGGCGCGUCGCUGUUUAUUGUGGCGCGCAUCGUGGUUGGAGGGGCCAAUUUCAAAAAGGUGUAA
Molecule: messenger RNA, 1455 nt
Organism: Penicillium argentinense
Lineage: Eukaryota; Fungi; Ascomycota; Eurotiomycetes; Eurotiales; Aspergillaceae
Product: MCT family MFS transporter
Exons: 3
Coding region: 1-1455 (484 amino acids)
Biological process (GO): transmembrane transport
Cellular component (GO): fungal-type vacuole membrane
Molecular function (GO): transmembrane transporter activity
Source: RefSeq, a predicted model, not a curated record